CUGUUCCCGCUCAUUCGUGGUCGAUCCUCCGUGCGAAGAGCAUCGUUCAAGCAGAGGCUCCGCUGGUGAACACUGCUAUCGAUAGCAGACAGAUACUACGUAUACUACCAUCGGCAUCAUCCCAGGACAGGGAACAGGAGACAUAGUUUUGUGGAAAAAAGAAAGAGCAGUGUGUUGUGUAGUGCCCGUGCCGCUAUCUCCUACCGGUUGCGUUCGUUAUCAUUACAGGAAAAGCACCAUCUGAACAAACUCCUCGUCCAAAUAAAACAACACCCUACAAGAACACAAGAUGGGCUACAAUCUCGGAACCGAGGAGCUGUCGAGCAAAUCGAGUGGCCUCUGGAGAGCUUUGCUAGCAGAGUUUGUAGGUAUUUUCAUUCUCAACUUUUUUGCCUGUGCCGCAUGCACGCACGCGAACGGCGACAAGACGCUGAUUUCACUGGCCUUUGGAUUGAGCGUGUUCAUGGUGGUGAUGGCGAUCGGUCACAUCAGCGGAGGACACAUCAACCCGGCCGUCACGGCCGGUAUGCUGGCCGCCGGCAAGGUUAGCCUGAUUCGUGCGUUACUGUACGUGGCGGCGCAGUGUGCAGGUGCCGUCGCGGCCACCACCGCCCUCGACGUGCUCAUCCCGAAGAGCUUCCAGCAUGGGCUCGGAAAUACCGGCCUGAAGGAAGGCGUGACCGAAAUGCAAGGUUUGGGUUUCGAGUUUUUCCUCGGCUUCGUGCUGGUUCUGUGCGUGUUUGGCGUGUGCGAUGAGAACAAACCGGACUCACGGUUCGUCGCCCCGCUGGCCAUCGGGCUCACCGUUACCCUGGGACACCUGGGCAUCGUCGAGUACACCGGUUCGAGCAUGAACCCGGCCCGCUCCUUCGGUACCGCUCUGGUCACGGAUAGCUGGAGCAACCACUGGAUCUACUGGGCUGGCCCGAUUCUCGGUGGCAUCGCAGCCGCACUCCUCUACAGCUUGCUCUUCAAAGCACCGGCUUCCAACGAUGCCUCGGAACGCUAUCGUACCACGGCCGAUGACAAGGAGAUGCGACGGUUGGACGGCAAGCACGACAUGGCUUAAGCUACUUUUCCACUAGAAUCCUCACCACUGCGGUUCUACAACGUAACGAAAGAAAGAAAAUUAAAAUUACGAACAAAACCCCUCCCCGCUUGGAAUCCCGAAGCGCGAAGACUCUUUCGGAAGUCGUUGGGGGCUCCCGUGUCUCCAUCGGCGCUGCCAGGUUCCAUCCAGCAUACCCAGCCAGCUCAAGUGCGUUUACUACAUUUUAAUUUUAAUGCUAUUUAACUCACUGACCCCAAUCGCCGUCGAACGCACGGUUGCCGGAAUCGGCGCAAGCAAUCGUCGUUUUUCGACCGUUUGUCUUCUACAUCCAUUCUAAAAAACCCCCCACAACCACGUGUAGGUGUUGGAAAGCUGUUUUCGGUUCAAACGAAAACAUGCCUUUCAUCCGCACCCCGCGUGGCCUACUUCGUUCGUUAGGUUAAGGUAGUUGUAAAAGUCGUAACCCGUAACGUUACUUUUUGUACCGCGUGGUAUGAAAGAAAAAUGUUUGGCGGUACAUAAUUUUAAUAAAAUAAACUAUCGUGCUAAGCGCACUUAC
Molecule: messenger RNA, 1610 nt
Organism: Anopheles coustani
Lineage: Eukaryota; Metazoa; Arthropoda; Insecta; Diptera; Culicidae
Gene: Prip
Product: aquaporin AQPAe.a
Exons: 6
Coding region: 290-1069 (259 amino acids)
Biological process (GO): transmembrane transport
Cellular component (GO): plasma membrane
Molecular function (GO): water channel activity
Source: RefSeq, a predicted model, not a curated record